CAGUGUGGAAAGAGUUUCACAUACAAAAAUUGUCUUGAUGUUCACAUGAGAGUUCAUUCAGGAGAGAAACCAUAUACAUGUGAUCAGUGCGGGAAGAGCUUCACACAAAAAGGAAACCUUACAAAACACAUGAGAGUUCAUACUAGAGAGAAGCCAUUCACUUGUGAUCAGUGUGGGAAGAGUUUCACACAAUCUGCAGACCUUAAGAAACACAUGAACAUCCACACUGGAGAGAAACCGUACACUUGUGAUCAAUGCGGGAAGAGUUUCACACGAAAAGGAAACUUUAAGGGGCAUCAGAAAAUACAUACUGCUGUGAGAGAGUACAUGUGCUUUGAGUGUGAAAAAACUUUUACUACAGCAAACUGUUUAAAACUGCAUGAGAGGAUUCACACUGGAGAGAAACCUUACAAAUGUUCACAGUGCGACAAGAGAUUCAGUGAUUCAGGACAUCUGAAAACACAUGAGAGGAUCCACACUGGAGAGAAACCCUACAAGUGUUCACACUGUGACAAAAGAUUCAGUCAGUUAACACAUCUGAAAACACAUGAGAGGAUUCACACUGGAGAGAAACCUUAUCACUGCACUGCAUGUGGGAAGAGGUUUUAUGCAUCUGCACAUUUGAAACGACAUGAGAGGAUUCACACUGGAGAAAAACCUUAUAAGUGUUCACACUGUGACAAGGGAUUCAGUCAGUUAGGACAUUUGAAAACACAUGAGAGAAUUCACACUGGAGAGAAACCAUACACUUGUGAUAAGUGCGGGAAGAGCUUCACUCAAUCAGCAAAUCUUAAGACGCACAUGAAUAUUCACACUGGAGAGAAGCGGCACACAUGUGAUCAAUAUGAACUGAAGAAGAUUCACAGCAGGAGCAGCAAACACUACAAACUCAACAAUAAUCACAGUCACUUUGUUGACGAUGCAGCAUCCGAUCUGAAAGUGCUGGAUCUGAAGAUGAUCUACUUACUGUGUGUCUUCAGGACUGAAGCCCUCAAAAAUGUUGUGCCACAUUGA
Sinocyclocheilus grahami is the source of this 1014-nucleotide messenger RNA. RefSeq names its product zinc finger protein 239-like. Gene Ontology annotation, molecular function: DNA-binding transcription factor activity, RNA polymerase II-specific; RNA polymerase II cis-regulatory region sequence-specific DNA binding. The record is from RefSeq and is a predicted model, not a curated record. Gene Ontology annotation, biological process: regulation of transcription by RNA polymerase II. The transcript has 9 exons. NCBI's taxonomy places the organism in Eukaryota, Metazoa, Chordata, Actinopteri, Cypriniformes, Cyprinidae. The annotation marks the transcript as partial.